CAUAAACAGUGACUGAAUUGUAAAUAAACGAGUCAUUCAUGAAAUGAGGAAAUGUUUUGAGUUUUCAUCAGUUUUUCAAUCAUCUGUUCAACAGAUCCCAAGCCAUGGCUGAACUCAAGAACAAAGACCCGGAGCUCAUCACAAACACCAUCGCUAUUGUCGGCCAUUUGUUCGUGAACUACGGGUGGUAUGUGUUGACCGUCAUCAUCAUCGGUGUCCUCGUUUACCACAAGUUCUUGCGUCCACUUUGGGAUCAAAUGGCUGAACGACGGGAACGCAUGAGUGAGGAUCCGGACGCGAGUGCCAGACGUCAGGAGCAGAUGGAUGCGGCCCGUCGUCGACAGCAAGAGAUUUACGACAAACAGAGACAGGAAUCCGAGCGCAAAGAGCAGGAGAAGCAGACGGAGAGACAGAGACAGAGGAAUGAAGUGAUCAAUAGUGUGGACAACAGCGCAGACAUCGCCAAUGAGUUGCGGAAGAGACAGAUGAGGCCAUUGAGAGACAACUCAUUCAACCCUUUGAUGGGCUCUUCGAGCGGCGCUUCCUAUCGACCGUCGCGUCCGGCGUGCGGGCCGUCCGGUGGCGGCGGAUGAGGUUAAGCGGUCAGCGCCGGACGUUAUCGCCAUACUUGACAUCCGGUGCUGACUGUUAUCCAUGACUCGCAUCAAUGCUAUUCAUAUGACGUCUAAUUCAUAAAGUUUUACACAAAACACGAAUUAAUGACUGAAGACAAUGGCAUUGAUUUCGAUGUCUUUUUGCGGCAAUUGUUUUGUAUUCAAAGCCAAUGUCUUAUAUUUUGUACAUUUGUAUAGUUUAUGUAAAUUAAAAAUCAAAUCCAAUAAAACUUUAGGC
Molecule: messenger RNA, 852 nt
Organism: Oppiella nova
Lineage: Eukaryota; Metazoa; Arthropoda; Arachnida; Sarcoptiformes; Oppiidae
Source: the annotation of a GenBank genome assembly